GUAGUGUUCUUUACUAUAGUGCAGUGUCCAUUAGUGAAAAUUCCUAUAGUGAUUAAAACAGUGAUUUUCUUCAAGAUUUUCUUCAAGAGGUGUUAUUUGUUAUUUCAGUGUUUGUGCAAUAGGUUGUGAAAGGUGAAGAAUUCCGUUGUAUUUUGCGGAGAACUGACACAAUGAUGUCACCGCUUACCGGGACACGGACCAUCAGUUCUUGCAAGCAACGUGUUUGCCAAUAAUGCAGUGAAUGAAUCUUUCCAUCGGUCGACCAUCUCCACAGAUCCGAAUGAAGUCGUGUGUCCUGAAUUCGCUCACCAGUCGACGUCAUGAAACGCAAGAUGUCAUCGACAACGAGUCGAGCGCUCUGGACGCUCCUGGUGCUGUCGGUCGCGAGUUCGGCGAUCGCGCAACUGACGAACCGCGCGCCUCAUUUCAGCGUCGGCGACGGCGAUAUGUCAAGGUUCAGCCUGGCCGAGGACACGCCUGUCGGAACGCCCGUCUAUCAGCUGAAAGGAGUGGAUCCAGAAGGAGGUAGGCUCCGAUAUAGUAUCUCGGGCCCCAUAUUCAGCGUAGACCGAGACACAGGUGUUGUCCGACUACGACAACCAUUAGACAGAGAGACACAAGAUCAGGUUGAAGUGGUCAUCAGCAUUACAGAUGAAGCAGUAUUCGAUACAGAGCCGAACACAGUUUCCCUUCGUCGGGAGAUUCCGGUGCGCGACGUGAACGACAACCCGCCUCGUUUCCAUGGGCGUCCCUACAGGGCGAGAGUACGCGAAGGAGGCUCGGAUGGUGCCGUAGUUCCUGUCCGACCCGAAGUGUUGGUCACGGAUGCCGAUGGCGGCAUCAACGCCGACGUGACGGUUGUCUGCUCCGCCGCAGGAGAUGAUUCUUGUGAUGCCUUCGACGUCGAAACCGUGAAACUGACUGACGGGAAAUUUCAAGCCGAAAUAACCCUGAAACGGCCAUUGGAUUUUGAGACGAGGUCAUCGUAUUUGUUAACAUUAAAGGCUUAUGAUGGUGGUUAUUCUCCUAAGUCGGCUUUUGCCACAGUAGUUAUCGAUGUCGAAGACGUUCAGGAUCAACCACCUGUAUUCUUAGGUGCUCCAUACUCUGCCACAAUUCCUGAGAAUUUACGAGCGGAUACAUCAAUUUUACAAAUCUUUGCAAUGGAUGGCGAUGUCGGUAAUCCUCGAGCAGUUCUGAUGACUUUGGAAGACGACGACUUAGGCUACUUUGCUCUGACUUCUAAUUUAACAACAGGUGGUGCUACUCUGAUCACUACAGAAAUUCCAAUAGAUCGGGAACAUCCAAUGGUCAUCGAAAACGGAGGAGUGUAUACGUUUAACGUUAGAGCGACUGAGUUAAUAAACAACGAAGUUCCAGCCGAUUCCGCAGUUUCACAAAUUAACAUCGUCAUCACUGAUGUGGAUGAUCAUCUUCCAGAAUUUAAUCAACCCUUAUUCGAAGUUCUUAUACCUGAAAGUUUAGAAAAUGGAACCCCUUUACCAGGUCUUCCAAUUGUAGUCAGUGACGACGAUCUCGGCGCAAAUUCGCACUACGACAUAUCUCUUUCAGGUGCUAAUAAUGCUUUUGAAGUUCUGCCAACUACUGCUGAAGGAAGAACACCUAUUAUCAUCAAAGUGAAAGAUUCAAGUGUUCUGGAUUACGAUGUAGAUGAUAUUUCUAAAAGAACCAUUGAGUUCGACGUAGUAGCAUCAGUUGAAUAUGAAGAAGUCGCAAGUACUCACAUAGUUCUUCACACACAAGAUGCCAAUGAUAAUUCUCCAAUGUUUGGCCAAGAGACUCGUCACAUGGAAGUCGAAGAAAAUGCAAAAUUCGGUUACAAAAUAGCUGAUAUAUCAGCUACUGAUAAAGACAGUGGUGUGUAUGGUGAAAUUAUGUAUUCAUUAAAAGGAUUUGGUAGUAAAAUUUUUAAAACAGAUAAAAAAGAAGGCGGUUUGUUUGUGAAUGGUGUUUUGGAUUAUGAGAAACGAAAAAGUUACAGUUUAACGUUAGUGGCAACUGAUGGAGGAGAUCGAGAAUCAACAAUAAAUUUAUUUGUUGAUAUUAAGGAUUUAAAUGAUAAUGCACCUAUGUUUGAUGCUUUAGAGUAUACGAGGAUCAUUAGGGAAGGAUCAACUGGAUUUGAACCUCAAUUUAUAAUACAGGCAACUGAUUUGGAUGGGCCUCGGCAAGGAGGAAGUAAUUUAACUUAUUCAAUUGAGUCAGAAAACACAUUAAGCAAUGAUGUAUUCACGGUCAAUUCGUCAACAGGAGAGAUUCUGAUCAGGAAACCUGUCAGUUCUGCGGACACUGCCCGCGGACAAUAUGAACUCACUUUACGAGCGACAGACCAUGGUAAACCUCCACUUUACAAUGAAACGCGUGUUUUGGUUCGUGUCGGGAUUGCUGGAAAUCAGCGUCCAGUUUUUCGUGGCGGUUCCUCGAAGCAUAUGAUUGGUCGACCUGGUCCUGCAAAUUAUUAUGCUGCCUUGCCUGAAAAUUCUGCACCAGGAACACCUGUCAUUCAGGUGACUGCUACUGAUCCAGACGGUCCAGAUUCGCAGCUAAGAUACAGGGCAGCUGGUGGUGAAGGGCGGGACAACUUUGUCGUUGACGAGAAAAAUGGAAUUAUAACAGUUGGUCGAGAAGCACGUUUGGAUCUGGGCUCAAAUCCUCAUGAAUAUGCGUUGCAAGUAAUAGCAAUUGACAAUGGUCAACCAUUUCCAGAAACAGCUACAACUACUGUCUUCAUCAAUAUCACGGAUGUGAACGAUAAACCGCCUCGUUUCAAUGAUUCUGCUUUAGUCGCAUUUGUAUCAGAACGAGCUGAAAUCGGCACCGUAGUAACCAGAGUGUUUGCCAAAGAUCCUGAUGAAGAUGCAUUGCUUCACUAUUCAAUAAUAGAACCUAUAGCAUCUGUUACUGGCAACGGAAUUUCACUAAAAUCCGUAGUUCGAUACGAUUUCAAAAACGCAUUCAAGAUAAACAAACUUACUGGAGAAAUUUUAGUCAACAACACAAUGGAUUACAAUUCUGCAGCAGUGAUAGUCUUAACAAUAGAAGCUAGAGAUAUAAAUGCAGCUUAUAAUAAAGAAGAUCAAGUCGAUACUACACAGAUUACGAUGUAUGUACAAGCAUAUAAAGAUGAAAAUCCUAUAUUCGAAAUAGAUGGAUGGUCUCAGAUUAAGCCUUAUAUCACAAAAGAUAUUGAUGAAGAAUCGCCUAUAGGCAGUGUUAUACUCACAGUAAGUGCUAAAGACGGAGUGAACGGCAAACCUGUGACCUUCUAUCGCAUAAAUGAAUCUAAUACUGAUUUAGUACAAAUAAACGAAAUCAAUGGAGCGAUUUCUAUUGCCAAACGAGUGGACUAUGAAGCCUUGGAAAAUAAUACGUUAACAUUCACAGUAGAAGCAAAAAGUAUUGAUUUAUCAAGGUCAAGCCUAGCUAAAGUUAAUAUUACAGUGCACAAUAUUAAUGAUAAUGCGCCAGUUUUUGAGAAGAAAGAAUAUUCUACGACGGUGAUGGAAUCUGCAAAAUAUCCCGAGAGAGUUUUGACAAUUAAAGCUGUAGAUGCAGAUUCUCAAAGAACAAAAGAUGACAAAGAACUAGGAUUUGGUGAUGUUGUUUACUCUUUAGCGGGACAACACGCUGAUUUUUUUACGAUUGAUCCGGUUUCAGGUGUUAUAUUAAUUGCUCCAAAUCGAACACUUGACUGGGAAGUCCAAUCAGUAUUGAGAUUUUCCGUUAUAGCCCGGGAUUCUCCAAAAAGUUCUUUGGAUGCAAAAACAAGUUCGGCUUUGGAAGAAUAUAUGGCUGUAAUUCCUGAGAAUAUACAUAAGGGUUCAAGUAUCAUAAAUAUCACAGCAACAGAUCCUGAUGAUGGACUCGGUGGUGAUAUCAAAUAUGAAUUUCUUGAUGAAGGCGAUGCCAAUGGAUUACUAGAAAUCAACGCAACAACAGGUGAAAUCAAAACUAAAAGUGUUUUAACUGGUAAAGGCAGAAAUGAACCUUAUUUACUUACCAUUAGGGCACAAGAUGGUGGUUUAUUGGGUUUGAGUGAUAAAAUAUUACAUACAGAUACUUCUUUAACAUUAUACAUCGGCGAUGUGAAUGUAAAUGAUGGUGUGCCAGUUUUUAUAAAACCUGCAGUAGACCAACCAGCAUUUAUCAGCGAAAAUGCGACUAUUGGUUCACCAGUAUUUCAAGCAGUUGCUUCUGAUCCUGACGAUCCGUCACAACCUUCAGGAAAAUUGAUAUAUAGUAUUCAGGAUGAUACAAGUGACACAUUAGCUUUUAAAAUAGAUCCAAAUAGUGGGCUCAUCACAACUACUCGAGCACUAGAUAGAGAAGCCAAAGAUUCCUAUAAUAUAAUAUUAGUGGCUUCCGAUAGAGGAUCACCUCCUCAAGUCGCCACCAGAAUUUUGAAAAUCAAAGUUACAGAUGUUGAUGAUCAUACGCCACGAUUCCAAAGAGAUGUGGAUGCACCACCAUUGAAAAUGUCAAUAGAAGAAGAGCAGCCGAAUGGCACAAUUAUUGGCAGUUUUAAAGCUAUGGAUGAAGAUAUUGGUGAAAAUGGUGCCAUAUCGUAUUUCAUUAAGGAUCCAUCAGAACUGCAAGUAUCGAUUUUGGUAGAGGAUAUCGAUGAUCAUUUGCCUGAAUUCGAUCAACAACAAAAUUUAACUCUUGGAAUCCGAUUAAAUGUGCCUGCUUAUACAUCUUUGAUCACUGUUCAUGCAACUGAUGAAGAUUCUGAUUCAGGUCCAAUGAAUUAUACUCUGUACGAUGUUGCAUUUGAAUCACCACUUUUCGAUUAUGAAUUACCAGGGCUCCGAGCAUCAUUUGCCUUGAAUUCAGUAACAGGUGACUUGAGAACUGCAGGAAAGCUUGUAGACUUUGUCGAUGGAUUUUUCAGUCUAAUCAUACGAGCUAAUAAUUCUAUGGAUCCUGAACGUUAUUCAGAUCUGUAUAUACAGCUGUACAUAGUUCGUGAUCGAUCUUUGUUAAGAUUUGUCUUCACAAGACCCCCCGUGAUAUGGCAAAUCAUCUUGAUGCCUUUACAAAAGAUGUUCAGAAUGCUCUUAAAAAAAUGUAAAUUGCAUGUAUAUGACACACAAGUACUAGUGAAGAAAGACCAAAGUCUGGAUUUUGGCUCCUCAAGUUCUUGUUUCCAAUUAACGCGUCCUGGUGGUACGGCCUUAACUCCUGGACAGAUGCUCGCCGUACUCGAAUCACCAGGAGCCAAGGCAGAUUUGCAGCGGGUCUAUCGUGAACAUCGUGUGAAAGCCGUCGAGCAAUGUGCUACCAGGUCUGGUGCACGUGCUUCUCCUGAAGAAAGUACUGCACAGGCUGCAGUACUGACAAUCGCGCUGGCCAUAGGCCUGGUGGCUGCUGGAGCAGCUAUAUCGUUAUGCUGCAUGCAUUGCAGUUAUAAAAGGCAUAUGAAAAGAAUGCGACCGCCACGUAGAAGAUUUAUUGAAGAUAUUCCAGGUCCUUCAUCAACUUAUCAUGAACCUAUAUAUGUAAUAAAUCCUGGAUCGAUACAACAUAGCAGUUUGUGA
Molecule: messenger RNA, 5558 nt
Organism: Ctenocephalides felis (cat flea)
Lineage: Eukaryota; Metazoa; Arthropoda; Insecta; Siphonaptera; Pulicidae
Product: protein dachsous-like
Biological process (GO): homophilic cell-cell adhesion
Cellular component (GO): plasma membrane
Molecular function (GO): calcium ion binding
Source: RefSeq, a predicted model, not a curated record